This is a messenger RNA of Diuraphis noxia (Russian wheat aphid), 951 nucleotides long. Its product is annotated as transmembrane protein 19. The record is from RefSeq and is a predicted model, not a curated record. Gene Ontology annotation, cellular component: membrane. NCBI's taxonomy places the organism in Eukaryota, Metazoa, Arthropoda, Insecta, Hemiptera, Aphididae.
AUGAUCUUAUGGAUUAGCAAUAUUGUUUUCCGAAAAUUUUAUGGCGAUAAUGUAAAUGAACUAGAUGAAGGACUUCCACCUCUUCGAUGGUUUAUAUCCACUUUCAUUCCACUAUUUAUUGUUGUAUGGGGUUACACCAAACGUAGUUUAAACCUAAGUGGAGCACUAUUAGGUGUGAUUGUUGGUUUUGUAUUGACACURAGCAGCUAUGGAUUUCUGGCAUGUUUGCUAACAUUUUUUGUUACAUCUUCCAGAGCUACAAAAUUUCGGAGUAAAACUAAAAAACAAUUGGAACCUGACUUUAAAGAAGGUGGACAAAGAAACUGGAUACAAGUGUUAUGUAAUGGAGGAAUGGCUACUCAACUUGCGCUCUUGUACAUUUUAGACGUCGGAUGUGGUGAACUACCUGUUGAUUUCAAACGUUAUUAUCGGCCUUCUUGGUUAUCCAUUGGUAUUCUUGGUGCUUUUUCUAGUUGUAACGGUGAUACUUGGGCUUCAGAAUUAGCAACAGUCUUGGACACAGGCUUGCCCAUAUUAAUAACAACUGGUAAACCUGUUCCCAAAGGUACAAAUGGUGGUGUGUCAGUAAUUGGAUUGGUUGUCAGUCUAUUGGGUGGCAUGGCUGUCGGAUUAGCAAAUUAUGCAAUGCUUAUCUAUACAAUCGAUGCAGAAAUGUUAGCCAGAAGUCCUGUACAGUGGCCAAUAAUAGUAGCUGGAGGUUUUGCCGGAUUAGUUGGCAGCGUUGUUGAUUCAGUAUUAGGUGCCACCUUACAAUAUAGUGGUAAUUCUAUUUUUUCCUUUUUAAGUUUAAUAAUUUUUGUUUUGAUAUUCAGAACAUUCAACGAAACAUAUUUUACUAAAAUAUGGAUUAAAAUAAAGGUUGGCAUCAGAGCUGGAUUGGCUCAGCGACUUACCAUGUCAAACUCUAGAUGGGUUAUUUCUCAAACAUGA